Ylistrum balloti is the source of this 387-nucleotide messenger RNA. RefSeq lists its product as uncharacterized. The record is from RefSeq and is a predicted model, not a curated record. Bases 1 to 387 code for a protein of 128 amino acids. The transcript has 2 exons. NCBI's taxonomy places the organism in Eukaryota, Metazoa, Mollusca, Bivalvia, Pectinida, Pectinidae.
AUGUAUUAUCUUAAGUUUGCCCUUUCGACCAUAACUCUUGCCCUUGUCCUUGGCUGUUGUCUUGGAAAUGGCUAUGGUGGCUAUGGAGGCUAUGGAGGAGGAUAUGACAUGUACGGCGGAGCGAUGUACGGAGGAUAUGGUGGUUACGGAAAAGGCUAUGGAGGAGGAUAUGGCGGAUAUGGCGGACAUGGCAAAGGAUACGGAGGGAAAGGACACGGUCAUCAAGAAAGAGCUCUGUAUAUUCCUUACCCUGUACCCGCUGGACCUGCACCAGGAUUUGUAGCAGGAGCCGCCGCAGCAGAGUACAACGACGAUAACAGUUAUCUUUUGUUGUUCGGAGGUGCCCUCUUGUUACUGCUGCUGUUGAGUAAUAACAACAUUGGAUAG